Messenger RNA from Lolium perenne, 786 nucleotides. Lineage: Eukaryota; Viridiplantae; Streptophyta; Magnoliopsida; Poales; Poaceae. The record is from RefSeq and is a predicted model, not a curated record.
AUGACGGACGACGAGAUCGCUAGGCUCGACGUCCUCGUCUCGGAGGUGGACCGACUGGUGCAGCCGCCGCUGCCCCGGUACGCCACCGGCAUCAUGCCGCCGGGCCUCACGGAGGAAGAGGCCCUACGACUGGCGCUCCAGGACUCGGCCACCCAACUAGUGCAACCGCCGCCUCCACCUCCUCCGUACAACCCGUGGGGGCCUCCAGCUCCACCACCGGCGUGGGCUGCUCAACCUCCUCCACCGGAGUGGGCUGCUCUACCUCCACGACCGGCCUGGCCCGCCUUCCUCCCUCCGGCGCCGUCCCGCCCUGCGGCCUCCCUCCCGGCGGCGACGACCCGCCCUGCGGACUCCCUCCCGCCAGCGCCGUCCCGCCCUGCGGACUCCCUCCCGCCGGCACGAGGCCACGGGCAGCUCUGCCGCACGGACGGUUUCCCGGGCGAUUCGAGUGCCCAGGCCAAGCUCCGCCGCGCACGAGGCCACGGAUGGGCUCCGCCGCGCACGAGGCCACGGGACGGGCUCCGCCGCCCCCGAGGGCACCGGACGAGCUCCGCCGUCCACGAGGCCACGGACGGGCUCCGCCGCCCCCGAGGGCACGGACGAGCUCCGCCGCCCACGAGGCCACGGACGGGCUCCGCCGCCCCCGAGGGUACGGGACGAGCUCCGCCGCCCACGGGCCACGGACGGGCUCCGCCGCCCCAGGGCACCGACGAGCUCGACCACGGCCAAGGGCCAGCUCGCUACGGGAACGGCCACGGCCACAGCCGAGGGCCAGCGCCGCACUGA